UUUCAGACUGCAACUGAAGUCUUGGUUCAGGUAAGACACAGAAGAAAUGGAGGGAAAGACAUGCUGAGACUUGGAAUGACAUGGAGACAAACAUUUUGGAUCUGAAAAUGAAAGAGUGCUUGUGAUGCUCCUCUGUGCUGUUCCCAGCCUUUGAAUGAUGGCGCAAUUCCUGCCAGUGCAGUAAGAUUUUCUGAUCUGGUACUGGAGUGUGCCUUUUGGAAGGACUUGUCCACCUCAUUGUAUCAAAGAAUCCAAAUCCUGAUGUGAAAUGAGUACACAAUUCCGCAAACUGCUUUUUGAAGUUUCUGAGGCUUUGGUCACAGAUGAACUGGCAGCUCUUAAAUUCCUCAGCCUGGACCAUGUCCCCAGGAGGAAGCUGGAAGCCAUCCAGGACCCCAAGGCCUUCUUUGAAGGGCUGCAGGAAAAAGACCUGAUCGGGCUAGAGAACCUGUCCUUCCUGAAGGAGCUGUUGUACCGGAUCAAUCGGAUCGACCUCCUGACUGCCCACCUGGGCUCCAGCCGGGAGGAGAUGGAGAGAGAGCUGCAGGUCCCAGGCAGGGCACGGGUGUCAGCUUACAGACAACUGCUGUAUGGAAUUGCAGAGGACUUGAUUCCAGGAGACGUCGGAAGUGUGAAGUUCCUGCUCCAAAAAAAAUUACCAAAGAACAAGCUCCAGGAAAAUGCUUCAAUGCUGCAGGUCUUUAUGGAAAUGGAAAUAAAUGGGUUAAUUAAAGAAGAUAACCUGACAAUGCUGAAAGAUAUAUUACAGAGAGUUAGACCUGACCUAAAGAAAAAAAUUGAUGCCUAUGAAGAAAAAAGAAAAGAAAAUUAUUCUAGGGAAGAAGUUUGUUAUCCUGUGUCUGUGUCCGCACUUCCAGAGGAACAAGGAGCAGAGGGGGAGGCAGCAAAACAGCAUGGGAAAAUAUAUAAGAUGAAAAAUAACCCCCAUGGUUACUGUUUAAUUCUUAACAACCACAAAUUUAAAAAUCCACUUCACAAUAGAGAGGGAACAUUGCAAGAUGGAGAGGCUGUGAAGAGGGUUUUUAAGUGGCUUCAGUUUGAGACAGUUGAGGAAAUGAAUCUAGAAGGACAAAAAAUACGUGAGACAGUUAAAGAAUACAGCAAAAAAGAUCAUAGAAAUAUGGACUGUUUUGUUUGCUUCAUUUUCUCCCAUGGUGAAAAAUACAAAAUAAAAGGUGUUGAUGAUGAGUGCGUAAAUAUCGAAGAAUUAGUCUCCUGCUUCACUGGAACUAAGUGUCCUUCUCUUGCUGGCAAACCCAAGGUGUUUAUCAUCCAGGCUUGCCAAGGCUCUGGACAUCAUCCAUCUGUUACAGUAGAAGCAGACUCUUCUGGACACCUUGAGGUGGAUGCUAGUCCUUUGAUUUCCAUUCCUGAUAAGGCUGAUUUUCUGAUUGGCAUGUCUACAGUGGAGGACUACCCAUCCUUCCGCAGUUGUGAGACUGGCAGUGUUUACAUUCAAUCCCUCUGUAGGAAGAUGGAGUUGCUUUGCCCACAGGGCGAGGAUCUCACAGCUAUCCUGACAGAAGUGAACAAUGAAGUAGCAGGAAGAGAAUUAGCAGGAUCUAAGCAGAUGCCAAAGAUAACAUCAACACUACUGAAGCGAUUAAUCUUUGAAGUUCCACAAAGAAAAGUAGACAAAUAAGAAACACUCGGUUAGGAAUGACAUCUGGAGUGGGCUUGGACAUGAAAGAAAAUUUACAUAAGAAAUUAUUUGGAUCUAUGGAGUAGCCCCAGCCUUUUAAGGAGGCAUGGUUCCUAAAUUUUCCAACUUCCAUAUUGAAUCAGUCUUCUGACACCUGGAUCUGUAGCAGUUGGAUAAGGGUGUGGAAAACUGCAGAUCAUUUUUGUCCUGCAGAAGAAGUGGAGUAUGUUCAGUCUGGGUUUCAAGUAAGAAAGGACUUUCAAGUAAUAUUGUAAAAGUUAUUUGAAAUGUCAAGAAAGCCCCAUUUGUGUCUGAGUUGUUUUAAGUCCCUAAAAUCUGAAAAAAAAAAAGAACAGAUUCAGAAUGCCAGACGCAUUCCUAGGUAGCAUGUGUAAGGUUGUAACUGUCUUGAUUAUGAUUGUUUAUAACAAUGAUUAUGUUAGUUUGUUCUUUUCUUCUAAAUAUUUGGUUCAGUUGAAGACAAUAUUUUACUUGAAUAAGCAGCCCAACUCUAAGGGUUUAUCAAUAAUAAAAGUUCUCACUUUGUUAUUUCUCAGAGCUCUCAGGGCACAGUGUGUCUUGAAUUACUCUGGAAUACUGUAAGCAAGCUGUGUAAUCGUGUUUCUGUUAUAAUAAAUUCUCUUUGUUUUUAUAUCA
Molecule: messenger RNA, 2320 nt
Organism: Oenanthe melanoleuca
Lineage: Eukaryota; Metazoa; Chordata; Aves; Passeriformes; Muscicapidae
Product: caspase-8-like
Exons: 8
Coding region: 269-1663 (464 amino acids)
Biological process (GO): apoptotic process; regulation of apoptotic process; proteolysis
Molecular function (GO): protein binding; cysteine-type endopeptidase activity
Source: RefSeq, a predicted model, not a curated record